GGAUGGUGGAAAGGUUUCUGUCAAGGCACUGUGAUUUUUUAGCUGCUUAUUAUUUAUUUUAUUUUUUGAAUUUCUGUACCGCCUAAUAUAGAAAUCUGUAGGUGGUGUACAAAUUAACACAUAAUAUAAAAUAUAAACACUUAAAAUUCAUAUAAAACAGAUAAAAGUCACAAUAGAUAAAAGCACAUUAAAAUAAUUAGAUUUCAGUUAAAAGCUUGGGAAAAUAGGUACAUCUUCAGGGUCCUCCUAAAAACAAACAGAGAAGGAGAUGCUCUUAUUUCAGCAGGGAGUGUGUUCCAAAGCCCUGGGGCAGCCACAGAGAAGGCCUGAUCCCAAGUUGCAACCAAAUGAGUUGGCUGCAACCGUAACCAGACCUCUCCAGAUGAUCUUAACAGGCGACAGGGUUCACAACUGCAAAGGCGCUCUCUUAAGUACCCUGAGCCUAAGCCGUUAAGGGCUUUAUAGGAGCCCAGCUAUGGAUCUAGUCUUCCUCGUUAUCAAUGGUGCGGAGAUGAUUUUGGACCUCCUGAUCAUCUUGCUGGAUGUCAACUUCUUCCUUGUUUCGACCUUGGUUUCCACCCUGAUGUGGCUCAUUGCGUUUGUUUACAACCUGCCCGGUGCCUUGGUGGCCUGCGUGAUCCACUGUGGGAAUGGGAUUCUGUUGUCCUUGCUAUGCAUAGUUGAGGCAUUGUAUUACUUGACUCUGGGUUCUGUGCAUACCAUUAUCCACUUACUGCGGGGCUUCUGCUCCAGCAUGGAGAGCCUGAAAGUAGUGGGGCACCUCUUCACCCAUCUGACUUUGAGAAGCAAAGAAAUGAUGCACCGGGGUCUCUGGAACUUGGUUGGAUCUGGCCAGUCGCUUCUGAGGCAGGUGUGUGAAGUGUGUGCCAUCAUUAUGAGCCUCAUCGCUUACUUUGUCAAUAGCAUCAUCAACAUCUGCCUAAUUGGGACCCAAAACUUUUUUUCCCUGGGGCUGGCCUUGUGGGAAACUAUCGUUGGCCCCUUUCUGAGAGUAACGGACAUCUUUGCUGCGUUCCUUGCACGCCUGUCCAGCAGUGCCAUUGCUAUGGUCAUCCUCCUAUGGUCUCCCUGCCAGCUUGCAUUUGAGCUCCUGGUGUCCAUGAGCAAGCUGUUGAUUAACAUCUUCUUCCUCAACCUUUAUGGCUUGGUGUUGCUCUCUGUGAUUGUUGCUACCACCAUCUUAAUCCUCCAUCCUCAGCUGACAUGGACCCUGGCAAAUCAAGUGUCUGGCUAUUUGAACACCAUGCCUUCCUAUCACUGCCUGCGCAGAGACAUGCACCGCGCCUAUCAGGCUGUGCUUUUGUCACUGGAGAUGGUCUUGAGCUCGCAAGCUUGGCGCAGGCUGGCAGACUGGAGUCUCCAAAUAGCCAGCUGGAACAGAGGAGGUGGGGAAGCAAACCACCAUGGGGCACGAGAGCAACAGCUUGCAGCUGAGGCCAACCAAGAGAGGCCAGCAGUGGCCGCUGUGAUUCAUAGACCAGUUCCUGGAGCACCUCACCCAAGAAGACAUGGACCACUUGUGGCUAAUCAGGUUGCAGCCCGCACCCGAGGCAGCAGGGACCAGCAUGGAAUGGAUGUUGAUCUAGGAUCAGCCACACAACGAAGCACGUCGUCAGGGCAGCUCCUCCAGCCUUCAGGUGAAGGACCAAGCACAUCGCAUACCAAACCUGCAACGAAAGAGCAGCUCAAUGCUCUGGAGGAGGACAAUGACCCGUGGCUUCUCCUCAAAGAACAAGAAGAACGGAAGAAAUGUGUCAUCUGCCAGGACCAAACAAAGACAGUCUUGUUGCUUCCCUGCCGGCACCUUUGCCUCUGUCAAGAAUGCACUGAAAUUCUGUUGCAGCAGGCCAUAUACCAGCGCAAUUGUCCACUCUGCCGGCAGAUGAUCCUACAGACUCUCAAUGUCUACCUGUGAGCUCUGUGGGGGAGAGCUUUAUCCACAUUCCUCUAGGCUUUCCAGGCACAUUGGCCAAAUGAGUGGUGCCUCUGUUCCCUCUGCUUUUUGACAGCAGUUGGUGGAAAGCAGCUCUGUGUUGAUCCUUGGCAUCAGCACGGGCUACCCUGUUUUAUUUCCAAAGAACUGUCAUAAUCAGUGUGACUUGGAAUAUAGUAUGGAUGGUUUCUAUGCACUUCUGCUUCCACUUGCUUGUUGCUGCCAUCAGAAAGCACAGUAGCUGUAUGAAACUUCACUGUUCCUAGGAGUGUAGGGGUUUUCAGUUGAGCCAUCAUGCUGAAUAUGCAUAAGUGGGCUUGGAAAAACACCAGGUACCUGCCAGCCAGAGCAGAUAUGGGUAGAUUCCUUGUUGCAGAGGGAGCAAAUGCUGAAAUUCCAGGUAUUGUCAGAUUCCUAUAAACUAUUGUCCAGAACAAAGGAUUUCAUAGCAGGCUUGAUCCCUAAAUAUGUCUGAAAACAAGAUUAGGAUAAUUCCUUCUCUAUGUAUUCUGCUCUUGGGCAUAUGGAAGGGUAGUCUUACCCCAGGAUUUUACAGGAGCUGUGCUUAGCUAUGAUCCUGUAGCUGCACAAGACUUAACAACAGGCUAGCUUCGUUUUCCUCGGCAGAAUGUUGUCUGGUCAACUUAUUAGCAUUCUGUUAGUAGGGAAGUGCCUAUUUCCAGGCCCUCCUCAUCUUUAGUUUCUGACUGGUGCUAUCCACAGAAGGGGGCAUUGUUUAGCUUGCAUGUCUGGAACUGGUGCAUUACAGAGUUCUUUCUUCCAAGAAGCUUGGCCAGUGUGUGUAAGAUCCUAAUGCCCAGAUCCCAUUAACCAUCCUUUGGAUGUGCAGUUGUAAAAGGGCAGUGACAACGCUAUUAAGCGGAAUUACCUCCCCCCCACCCCCAAGAUCUUCUGUGUCUGUUUCAGGGCUUCAGGCCCAGGAGAAAGGCAAGCUGGACAUCAAAUGUGUAGAGCACAGAUGUAGUUUACUGGGGAGUAAAGUCAGGAUCCUGGAGCAUCCAUUGGUGUGUGUAACUUCCACAGGUUACCUAUGCAAAACUAUGACAUUCCAGCCUUGUUGUGCACUGGAUCCCUCCCCCCUUUUGUGUAUGUGGGAAACUGAUGUCGCAAUUAUGUUUUGUUUGCUAACCAAUGAGAAUGUCCUGUCAACAGCGCUGGAGACUGAAUGGUUCAGUUCCAGACCUGCUCAGUCUUGGGUGCUGAGUGAGAUAGCCAGGGAAAAAGCUCUUUAUGACUCUUUGUCUGGGUCAGAUUUGAACAGGGCGGUGACCUCAUCUGGAAAGCCAGGCUCUAGGUCCCAGAGCUUAAGUCCUGAAAGCUGAACUAUUCAGUGUUCCAGGAGCAAGUGCUGUUCCUGGCGCAUGAGGAAAUGUGAUCAUACCUAUGAGGGGAGACUGGCCGGAGUGGUCUGUUUGACUGCUGCACUUAGUAUGAGAAUGAACUUUGGGCUCCCUUCAUUCCAUAGCCGGUCGGCAGUCAACCACAGAAGUACUUAUUGGACAGUGAGAACAAAUCCGAAAACCCAAUGAGCCCAGCAAGUGGCCGUAAUUAGUCUCUCCUGUGUUUGAAUCUUAGAGGCGGGGAAGACAGAUGGCGGUUGACCCUUGGCCAGAACCAGCUGGUUUCUUUAGUGUUUAAAUUGGAAAGAGAAACUGGAUAGGCAUAAAAUCCUGAUGGGGAUCCUUCUUCCCCCUCCCUGCUUUUUUUUGGGGGGGGGGGUGUUCCUAAAUUAUUGAUAGCUGUUCUAAUCAUAAAAGGAGUUUUGCACCUGGGCAGAGAGAAUUUGGCAGCAGGCAUAACGUGAUUAUGCAGUGGAAUAAUGUGGCUUGAUCCCGGCAUGUGAAGAGACCCCCUGUUUCAUUAUCCAUCACAGAAUUUAACAGAAUUAGAAUGUGACUGGCAUCCCAGACCUAGUCAUUUUUGCUUGGAGGUAGUGUCUCUUGAUUUGAAGAGUUUCCCUCCCAGCAAGUGUAGCCUUAGCUACUGUUUGUAGAUGAGAUGCCACAUUCAAAAUGUGCCACCAAGUUCCACCAUUGUGACUCGAACAGUGUUCCCUCUAACAGGAAUUCCCAGAUGUUGACUACAACUCCCAUAAUCCCUAAGCGAAGACUGUUGCAGCUGGAGAUGCUGGGAGUUGUAGUAAACAUCUGGGAAUGCCUGUUAGAGGGCUCGAGGCAGCACGCUUUGGUGCCAGACAUGGGCAGUGUACUCAGGAGCUCUCACUUUUGUGAUGUUGCUUGGUGAUCUCUGGGGGGGUUGCGCAUCUCCUGCCCCAAAUGCUUCAGGGGCUGAACUUCACUUUGUAAAAGGAGAGUGGACAGCUCUGGAUUUUCCAGUCUUGAAGAGAAGGGCGCCUAUCUUUCCACAGCACACUACCUGCUAAGUCCAUUACUUUUUAAAAAGCAAUAUUUUAAGGGCGAUCGCUCAUGCCAUUUGAAAACCAGGCAGAAAUGCCUCCUGUCUCUUAGGGUUCCAUUUAACAUCCAUUUGUGAAAGAAGCUGCUAGAAAGAUUAAUAAACCAGAGUUUGCCCUGGUUUGUAUGCAUAUUGUGUAAGGCAGAAGAAGGUGUAGACCUCUGCAGUCUCUGGACCAGUUCGCAUAACAUUCUACUAUAUAUCAUUCCCCCACCCUUUACUUAAAAAACAAACCAACAAACCCAGUGUUCUUUUUGUUCUGUGGCAUUUACUCCAAAAUGUUGCUUUUUUGCUGAAAUUGGAAUUGGUGUGUAUGUGUGUUUUCUCCCCCUUUUGUUUUUUGCAGUUUCAAAUUGCGGGGGGGAUGUGUUUAAAUCCCCCAAAUCUGUUGAGUUUUUAUUUAGUUGCAAACUUUUCUGGGUUUUGCUUUAAUUUUUAAUUUUUUAAUCCCAGGGUGAAGUCAGCCCAGCAUAAGAGAGCUUGUGCUGAGUUCAUUGGACUGAAGGAGUGCCGAGGCACCACUCUGAUCGAUAUGCGCGGCACUUGGUGUGCUGCCAAAGAUUUGGGCGUUUAAAAAUUGAUUGGAGCAAGUGCUAAACCGCGUGCCUUAAUGGUGGCAAGUCAGACGGAGCAGGGAGCGGAAGGCAAAUGCAAAGCCAGGAAACUCAAAUGCGCUUGUCAAUGGGUGGGCAGGUGAAGGUAUAAGAGGACCAACCUCAGCAGCGACAGGACAAGUCUGGACUAGAUGGGCAAUAGAAUAAGGUGGGAGCAUCUUGUGGUGCUCGAGUGGGCUGUACCAUUUCAUGUUGCAGCCGGUAAGCAGCAUUCUUGAAUGCUCCCCCAUAUAUUAAAACAAAACUCCCUACAAGUAAACAGGCUAGCACAUCAGGCAUAAAGGUUCUAGUCCAGCCUCCCCCUCUCUCUCCACUAAUUUGGGGACUUAUAUAGGUAAGCAUUCAAAAAUGGUCCCUCCCCCACACGCUGAAGGGGUACAAUCUAUUCUACCCCCUCAGGGCACUUCUAUCUCCUUCUGCCAUAUGUGGGGUGGCUCUCUUUAUCCUCCCAGGGUGAUGCUGACCUGUACUAGGAAUCUAGAGAGAUUGUACUAGGAGUAGAGCAAGCAGGCUUCAAAUAAUAUGCAAUUCUUCUCUUCCACCUGUCUCCGGAGAACUUUAUUCCAGCCUUUCUAGUGCUCAAGAGUUUAUUGCACACUACAGGGGAUAGAGGGAGGAUUGGGGACGGGGAGUGGGUGGGCGGGAACGUUCUACAGCAAAAGUCUCCCUCCUGUCCUUGUGAAGCUAACUGCUCACUCAGGCAGGGGUUCUCCAACUUGGGUCCCUGGGCCAGUGUUCCCUCUUAACAGGGAUUCCCAGAUGUUGUUGACUACAACUCCCAGAAUCCCCAGCCAAAGGCCAUUACAUCAGGGGAUGCUGGGAGUUGUAGUCAGCAACAUCUGGGAAUCCCAGUUAGAAGGAACACUGGUCCCCAGAUGUUGUUGGACUACAACUUCCAUCAUCCCCAGCCACAGAGGCCUUUGGCUGUUAUGGCUGGGGUGAUGGGAGUUGUAGUCUAGCAACAUCUGGGAUUCAAGUAUGAGAGCUCCUGUGCUAACUCCUAAUUUGUGCCUUGUUAAAACUGCUGCACAUUCUGAUCAUCUUUCCAGGUAUUGUUUUAUGAAAAACGCAGAUGUCUGACUGCCUCUUCCUACCCAGUACCUGCUCCAAGCCCUCCUCACAAUGCUGUUGCAGUUGCCUAUCUGCUGCCUCCCGAGGGGCUGUUUCUUUGCUUGUGUGGCGUGGGCAGAGCCCACUCUGCACUAUGUCAAUGAUUCUUUGCAAAUUAAAAGUGUUCCUUUUCACAA
This is a messenger RNA of Hemicordylus capensis (graceful crag lizard), 6251 nucleotides long. RefSeq names its product ring finger protein 26 (gene RNF26). The transcript is spliced from 2 exons. Bases 476 to 1936 code for a protein of 486 amino acids. The record is from RefSeq and is a predicted model, not a curated record. Gene Ontology annotation, molecular function: ubiquitin protein ligase activity. NCBI's taxonomy places the organism in Eukaryota, Metazoa, Chordata, Lepidosauria, Squamata, Cordylidae. Gene Ontology annotation, biological process: protein ubiquitination; ubiquitin-dependent protein catabolic process.